Archocentrus centrarchus (flier cichlid) is the source of this 1376-nucleotide messenger RNA. RefSeq lists its product as uncharacterized. Bases 50 to 994 code for a protein of 314 amino acids. The transcript has 7 exons. Gene Ontology annotation, cellular component: membrane raft; external side of plasma membrane. Lineage: Eukaryota; Metazoa; Chordata; Actinopteri; Cichliformes; Cichlidae. Gene Ontology annotation, molecular function: MHC class II protein binding; protein tyrosine kinase binding. The record is from RefSeq and is a predicted model, not a curated record. Gene Ontology annotation, biological process: interleukin-15-mediated signaling pathway; positive regulation of ERK1 and ERK2 cascade; T cell activation.
CAGCAGCAUCAGACAGACCAGCAGCACAAACUUCUCUGAAUGACACCAAAUGGCUCUGCUGGAACUAUUUCUGAUUUUUGUGCUUCAGUUUGAAGGGAUCAGUGGAGAAACACAAUAUUUCUAUCAUAGACCUGGAAAUGAUGUCAUUCUGCCCUGUGGCAAAGAAAAUUAUCCAUGCUCCAUAAUUCACUGGAGUUACCACAAACAUCAGUCUCACACUAUAGACGUGGUUCGUAAAGGGCAGGUUGAGGAGAGCUCAGCCAGAUCCUCCAGACUGAGUGUGUACAGUGACUGCUCACUGAGCAUCAAGAACAUCACUGCUGAGGACGCUGGGCAAUACAACUGUCUGUAUGAGAGGAACGGUCUCCCAUUCACACUUUCUGAAGUCAUCCUAAAUAUUUUGACUGUUUCAGCAUCUCCAUCACACACUGACUCACAGAGGGACGGAGAUGUCACAUUAGAGUGCUCUCUCUUUAGAUUCUAUGACCUCCCUCCUUGUGAACAGGACAGCAUCCGCUGGGUGGAUGAGACAGGAACCGUGCUGCUUAACAGCUUUUCCAACAACGAGGACCUGAUGAAAUGUGUUUCUCUUCUGACUGUGAAUCAUCAGAGUGGCCACAACAAGAGAUACACCUGCCAGUUUGUUGAGGAAAACAGUGUGAAGAUAGAAGCCCACUACCCACCUGUCCUCAUAGAGUCAUCAUCCAGCACAGCUUUCAUCAUCACUGGAGCUCUGAUGGUGGUUCUGCUGCUGGUCGUCAUCGCUGCUGUUUUCAUCAAACACAGGAGGCGAUCCAAAGUGACAGAAGAUGUUCAGAAACCAUCUCAGUGCAUUGAUGAGCCAGACAGCAAUAUCACCUAUGCUGCUAUUGAUCAUGCUAAAGACGAGGCGUCUCCAAAGGAAAAGGUCAGAAAGGAGGAGGCAGUGACUUAUUCUGCAGUCAAGACAAAGGCAGAAAGUGACCCGAGCAGCUUCUACAGCACUGUCAGCUAAACUUAGCAACAAUCAACCAGAAGAAAUCAAACAUCUCAUAACAUCAUUGCUGUAAUUUAAACCUGGAGGAGCUCUGCUACCAUAGACCGGUGAGCUGGAUUUCAGCAGCUGUGUUAUCAUCUGCUGAAAGUGUUAGUAUGUCUAAACCCCGGGAGGUGUAACAUGUUGUUUUCAGAGGGGUCCACAGACGCUCUCUAGUUUGUCCCUGAGCUGCUUUGUUUACAUAAAUAUGUUUCUCUCAUUAAUAACUUUUAGAAAUAAAGCACAACAAAGCAGGGUGCUCCACAAUAAAGCCAGUUUAUGAUUCAGAAAAGAUGAAACUGUUAAUAAGUCUAAUUAUCCUGGAUCAUUUGUUGAGCUCAUUUUUGAGACAUCUGUGCAA